Molecule: messenger RNA, 3409 nt
Organism: Lemur catta (Ring-tailed lemur)
Lineage: Eukaryota; Metazoa; Chordata; Mammalia; Primates; Lemuridae
Gene: ZNF251
Product: zinc finger protein 251
Exons: 5
Coding region: 241-2247 (668 amino acids)
Biological process (GO): regulation of DNA-templated transcription
Source: RefSeq, a predicted model, not a curated record
GCCCGGGACCGCAGGCGAGGCUCCCCGCGGCUCCGCCUGCAGCCCGGGUCGGCUGUGGGCGGCCGGGGCCGGAACGUGCAGGCAGGCCACACUAGGAAUCAAUUUCUACUUCCUGGCCACCCCUCCACAUCCCUUGCUGAUUGGGGCUGAUUCUGGUUUCCCCUCCCUGCAGAGGAUAAGUUGUGGGGGGACCUCAGGCCAGGGCAGCCUCUUAUCUUCCUUCAGAUCCCACAGUGGCCAAUGUGCCCAAGAUGGCAGCUUCUAGGGCCUCAGGAGCAGAUGCCGCUGACCUUCCAGGAUGUGGCCGUGUACUUCUCUCAGGCGGAGGGGCAGCAGCUGGGCCCCCAGCAGCGGGCGCUGUACAGGGAUGUGAUGCUGGAGAACUACGGGAAUGUGGUCUCCCUGGGAUUCCCUGUCCCUAAGCCGGAGCUGAUCUCCCAGCUGGAGCAAGGGGAGGAGCUAUGGGUCGUGGAUCUUUUGGGAGCUAAGGAACCAGAGGUCUUGAGAAACUGCCAGAAAGAUUCUGAGAUUGGGACUGAGAAGGAACUGUCCAUUCUAAACCAGAAAUGUUCUGAAGAAGUAAAAACCCCAAAAUUUAUACCAAGAAGAUUCUUAAGGGGUAAUCCACAGGCACCGGAUUUUCAGGAAGCUUGGGACCAGGAGCAUAAACUAGAAGAGCACCUGGCAAAUGCUGUUGGGCAGAGUUUGAAGAAACCCCAUCUUUACAAAAGAGUUUUUAUAAAAGAAGCUGUCGUGGAUAGGGAAAGCUCUCCAGGAAAAAAAAACCAGGAGUAUAGUGCAUUUGAUAGAAAUUUGAAUCUGAACCAAAGUGUUGUUAGACAUCAAAGAAAUAAAAGAGGAGAGAGAAUCUUUAAAUGUGAUAUAUGCAACAAAAUCUUCAAAUACAAUUCAGACCUAAAUAGGCAUCAGAGAAGUCACACUGGGGAAAAGCCUUAUGAAUGUGGCCGGUGUGGCCGAGCCUUUACUCACACCUCAAGCCUUAUUCUGCACCAUCGAGUUCACACUGGAAAUAAACCAUUUAAAUGUGAUGAAUGUGGGAAGACUUUUGGGCUCAAUUCCCACCUCCUUCUCCAUCAGAGAAUUCACACUGGAGAGAAACCUUUUGGGUGUAGUGAAUGUGGGAAGGCCUUCAGUCGAAGCUCAACCCUUACUCAACAUCGUAUAAUUCACACAGGAGAGAAACCUUAUAAAUGCAAUGAAUGUGGGAAAGCCUUCACCCAGAGCCCCCAGUUAACUCAGCAUCAGAGAAUUCACACUGGAGAGAGGCCCCAUGAGUGCAAUCAAUGUGGGAAGGCCUUUAGUCGGAGUUCAAGCCUUAUUCAGCAUCAGAGAAUUCAUACUGGAGAGAAGCCCCAUAAAUGCAAUCAAUGUGGGAAAGCCUUCAGUCAAAGCUCAAGCCUUUUUCUCCAUCAUAGGGUUCAUACUGGAGAGAAACCCUAUGUAUGUAAUGAAUGUGGCAGAGCCUUUGGUUUUAACUCUCACCUUACGGAACAUGUAAGGAUUCACACUGGAGAAAAACCCUAUGUUUGUAAUGAGUGUGGCAAAGCCUUUAGUCGGAGUUCUACUCUUGUUCAGCAUCGAAGAGUUCACACCGGGGAGAAACCUUAUCAGUGUGUUGCAUGUGGGAAGGCCUUCAGCCAGAGCUCCCAGCUCACCCUACACCAGCGAGUUCACACUGGAGAGAAACCCUACAAAUGUGGUGACUGUGGGAAGGCCUUUAGCCGGAGGUCAACCCUCACUCAGCAUGAGAGAAUUCACAAUGGAGAGAACCCUCGUAAAUGCAGAAAAUGUGGUCCAGCUUUUGUUCAUGGCUCCGGCCUUAUACCAGAUGGACAGAUUCUCCCUGGAGAGAAAUGUGGCAGAGCCUUCAACCAUCGUCCAAACCUUGUUCUGCACUGGAUAAUUCACACUGGUGAGAAAUCCUUUGGAUGUAAAGAAUAUGGAAAAACUUUCAGUCCCACCUCACAACCCAUUGAAGAUCAGAAAAUCCAGGCUGAGGAAAAACCCUACAAAUAUCAAGAAUGUGGAAAAGCCUUUGGUGGGGGUUCUACCCUUAUUCAACAUCAGGUAACUCAUACUGGUGAGAAAUCUUAUCGCCCUGUGUGUAGGAAAGCCUUCAUCCAGAGUUUGCAACUCACACCAAAUCAGCAGACUCAUGUUGAAGGGAAACCUCCUUUAAAUGAUGGAUCUGAAAAAUACUUUAUUCAUAUCAAAAAGAUUUUUUAAGAAUCACAUUUUUGAUAUGAUAAAUGUGGGAAACAAUUUAGCAAUUGUUCAUUUUAUGUUGGAUAGGAUGGCAUAAUGAAAGUUAAAUGAGGUCUAAAUAUUACUGGCAAAGCAAAAUAAACAUUUCAGAUGACUAUUAAAGUCAUUAUGUUUGAAAGUAAACAUGAGAGAAUUCAUUCUGGAAAAUAAGGCUGUCUGUGUUAAGGUUGCUGUUGUGCUCAGGAGGUGAGCCAUGUAGUGCUACAUUCAAAUAUGAGUGUAGGGCGUGAAAAGCGACUCCACCUAAUUCUGAGUGUACCCUACCUGAUUCCCUCCAAUCUUAUCUCUUCUUUCCCAUAUAAGCCCAGGCUUGUAGCUGAGUAUAUCCAGUUUCAGUCCUGCACACCUGCCUCCAGGUGCAGAGAACUUCGGCAGGUCGGGCAGACUGAAGUGUUAUUCCAUCAGGAUGGUCUGGCCCAUCUCCCCCACAAACCUACAGAGUAACUGCAGGUGGAGUUCCUUCCUCACUUGGAGCCCCAGUUUUUGCUUUUGUAAAAUGAAAGUUGUUUUGUUUUUUAGUUUUAAGGAAUUGUCCAGUUCAUCAGAGGAGGGACCUCAUGGGCCAGUAAAACAGGGGGCUGCCAAGUAGCUCCACUUUUGAAAACUUAAUUACUGAUAAGAUUUUUUUAAAGGUAGGUUUAUUGUUGUAUAAUUUGUAUAUAAUAAGUUCACUCUUUUUAGUGUAUAGUUCUAUGGGUUGUGUAGCAACCACCCCAAUCAAGACAGAACAUUCCUGUCACAACCCAGAAUUCCUUUUGUGUGUGCCUGUGAUCAGCCGUUCCUCACCCCUAGUCCCUGGAAACCACUGGUUUUCUGUCCUAUAACCUCACCGUUUCCAGAAUCAUACGGUGUGUAGCCUUUAGAAUCUGUCUUCUUUCACUUAACAUAAUGCAUUGGAGACUCUUCUAUUUUUUUGUGUAUAUCAGUAGUUCAUUCUUUGUUAUUGCUGAGUAGCAUUCCAUUGUAUGGACGGAGCAGUUUGUUUAUCCAUUCACCCAUUAAAAGAUAUUUGGGUAUUUUCAGUAAGGGACAACUAUGAAUAAAUUAGCUAUAACAUUUAACUACACGCUGUUUGUGAACCUGACUUUUCAGUUUUCUUGGGAAAAUAGCAAGGAGUGGGAUU